GAAAAUAAAAGAUGACUACGUAACCUCUUGUGACCUGUUAGAUGGACGUUAAGCGACAAAAACUGUACGGUUGUCGUUCAAAGAUAAAGUCCUCAAACAGUGAAUUUGAUUUUGAUGACAUCAAAGAGACUAAUCAGUCAGAAGGUGCUCCCGUUCCGUCGCUUUUCUGGUCAGAUCGUUAUAAGAAAUCUGAUCCUUCUGUCCACAACCACUGCACCCAAGACUCUAGAAAACGCAAACUGCCCCUGAAGGAUAAUAUGAACAAGCUACCCAAGAUUAAUCACCUGGAUGAGAUUUGCAACAGAGCUGCCAGGGGAAAGAUAAUCAACAAGAACAAGGGAAAGUUCGGGACUCAGAAGCCUAAUCGAGGAGUGUUUGACUUUGGAGAACCUCCUGAGAUUGAUAGAAUGACUUUGAAUCCAUCCAUCCCUUCAAAACGUCCAUUAAAGGCAGAAUCUCCCUCAAAGCACAGAAAAAUGGUUGGCUCAUCAUUUGAUUUCCCCACUGAGGAGAAGGAACUACAGAUCAAGGCAAAAACACAGAAAAUAUUCAAACCUGGUCCCAAGAAAGCAAAGCUGAACAUGAAAGCUUUAAAACCUGCUAAAUCAAAUGGACGACUUUGCGGACUGUUUGACAUUCCUAAGGAUGAUGAUGGUGAAGAGAACCUAGUUCCGAUCGACUUUAUUGAGAUAGAAAUCGAGAAGCCUGGUGAUAAACCUGAUGAAGAGACAACGAUGAUCGCCAAUGUCAAAGACUCUGGUAAUUGCAUCAAGGCUGGAGUUAAUCAAACAUUCUACGACGAGUUUGAUUAUUUGUUUGAUGGAAUGAAAAAGACAGAACCUAUGGCUGUGCGACUUCUCAGUACAUUCAAUGUGACUAAAAACUGUUUUACCAAAGACUUCCGUCAUAGUAUCAGAAAGAACAAUUUCCUGAAAACCAUCUUCAAAGAACUCUCUGAUGCAGAUCAGGAUCCCAGCUUGGCUUUGUGCACUGCUGCCUUUCUUUAUGUCAUUGCAAUAGACGAUCAGCACUUUGAUUUUUCAAAGGAUGCCAUUGAAAUAAUCCUGAAAAUCUUAAAAACAGAGGAAGAGCACAUUUCUAGGAAAGGCACUUUCCCUGUACAGAAACCUACUAAGAGUCUAACGAACUUCAGAAAGAAGAUAGGUGAUCUGUUUCGUCAGGAGUUGAAAACAGUUGAUUUCAUUGAUCUUGAUAACAUCAGUACAGCUGAUCUGGUACACGAGGUCCUUAUCUUCCUUACAGCCCCUACCGCAGAUGUUGACUUCAGGGAGUUUAUCAGAACCAUGGGCGGAGUUGACUUCUUCAUACUAAGCUUCAAUUUCAUACUUUCACGACUGGAUAAGUAUCAUAGAGUUUCAAACGAAAACUGUCAGAGAUUUUCGAAGAUCGAAAGGUGUCUCCAGAUGUUGGAAAACUUGACUUACAUGAACAGUGAUAACCAAAAUUAUGCUCUGAAUUUCAAAAAUAAAAUGAUCGUCAAGUCUACACAUGGAACACUCACGAAUUGCCUUUCAGUUAUUCACAAAAGCAGGUCUAACAAGAUAAAGUUGUUGGGGAAGAGCAAGAAUCUAGACAACGUCUUUGAUUGCCUGUUCUCAACUUUUAGGAUGAUGUUGAAUCUGACCCACGGAAACGAGUAUACCUGUACAGAGAUAGGAAAAUACAACGGCAUGAUAGAGGUAAUACUGGAGACUAUCUUGUUCUUGCCUUCCAACGCCGGAACAAAGCACAAGCUGGAUUGCUAUACUCUUGGUUUAGGAUUACUCAUCAACCUUCUCGGAGAGGUACCCUCUAACAGAAACAUCCUGGCCAAGUGUAGGUUUGACUCAUCUCCUUGGUUUGAUGCUGUUGAGGAUUCUAUUGAAGAUAGGAACAAGACCUCAGUAGAGCUGAUCAUACAAACAUUCCUGAAGUUCCACAACAGUUCCGCUGAGUUGGAGAAGCAGACGUUCUCCGAGGCAGAGUCCCUCUGUAUGCAGGAGGGGGAGGAACCUACUGAAGUUGAGCUGGAGAUUGAGGAGCCAGGACUGGAGAAACGAGAGAGCAACUCAGCUUCUUCAGCUAGCAAGUCAGAGGAGGAAAAGAACGGUGACGAUCCUUUCGGAUACAAAGAACCUGCUGUUGAAUUCAAGAAGCCUGCUGACAAGAAAGAUAACAAGAACAGUGAAAAAGUAAAGAAGGUGGUGGACAACAUGAUAGAGAAAGCUGGUGAGCACAUGGAGGAGAGUAUGAUUGGCUCCUACCUAGCCCUGUUAAUCGGCAUCCUCACCAAAGAGGAAGACCAUCUGGAGACGGUACAGAAGCUCAUGCCAGAACCGAAGAUCCUCAUUGAGGUGCUAAAGAAGUUCCUCCAGUUUAUGAACAUGAUGUCGCUGACUUCCGCCGCUGCGAGCAAGUCUGGCAUGCAACAGAUCAGGUCGAUUGUACACUGGCUCAACGCUGUCUUGUGAGCACACACAAACUUUCAGUUUUUAAUGUACGUACCUUUUCAGAAAUCAAAUUUGCGUGGCAGUAAAAGUUAAAUUAUUUAUAUUAUAUGUAAUCACGUGAUUAGUCGUGAUUUGGGGUUCUAUUUGUCAUUUUAGUGCUGUGUCUUGUGGACCAUUGGAAAAUAAUUUAACGUAAGAAAAGCAUUCCAUCGAAGCAUACCUUUCCCGCUAUAUGAAAUAUUUUGUGUGGUAUCUUAGCCAUGAAAUAGCAAACAUUAUCAAAUAUCCAUGAUAGAAAACUUCCGUGGAAUUUCGAGUAAUUAUUGCACAUUUAAUUGUCCCUCGUUUAUCUGCAGCUCUUAAAUGUGAGUAUUUUUGUGAAUGUGUCUUAAGUUGUCUGAUGGUUAUUACUAGUCAGCUUCCCCACACGUAGACGUUAAACUUUUAGAUUUAAAGCCGAAUGUUGACUUUUUGAAUAUUGUAUUUAGGGAUCCAGGCCUCGGUGUUACAUUUUACAUUUCAGAGGCUUUCGGACCGGUGUAGUGAUAUGAUUUGAGAAUCUCUGGAAUUUAGAUAAUUUAGUUUGGCUGCGAUCCAAUGCUUAGACUUUCUAUUCUUGACGAUUGGCGGUAGUAUAGCAGGUUAACUUUAAUUUUUCAGUCCGUUUUCAAUUAAAUUACACAAAAAGCCUUUUCGCCCAUUUUGUGACCUUUUUUAAGUAAAUUCGAUAACAGGAUGCCAGUAUGUGAUCGAUAUUGUGAAAGGAAGCGCACUGUAUGAUAUCUUAAAAUUCGGUGGUAAAUUAAAUAGAAAGUAGUUUUCAGAUUCGCGGACUUAAAAUAGUUUAUUGUUUAGUCUUGCAACGACAAUAAUGACCAAUUUAAUCUUCUGUUGCAUGGUCAUUAAUUAUGGCAAUUGAUUAAUGAAUUGAUUUAUCAAUUACAUCCGAAAUAUAGUAAAUUAGUUGUCGUUGCAACACACUCUACUAUUUCUAAUUUGCAUAUUAAUGUGCAGAAAUUUUCUACUAUAAUUACGUAUCGCUAAUUUUCGAAA
This is a messenger RNA of Bolinopsis microptera, 3503 nucleotides long. Its product is annotated as wings apart-like protein homolog. NCBI's taxonomy places the organism in Eukaryota, Metazoa, Ctenophora, Tentaculata, Lobata, Bolinopsidae. The coding region runs from base 42 to 2471 and encodes 809 amino acids. The record is from RefSeq and is a predicted model, not a curated record. The transcript has a single exon.